AGGCUGUAUACAGAUUUUAUGGUGUGAAUCCAGCCUAUGGUCUCUAUUGCUCUCUCUUCUUACAUACCAUCUUCAAAAUCUCUCACGAGGUGUGCGGUCUAUAUGUAUGUGUGCCUAUGGUUUCUCUUCCGUCUCUCUUAUUUAUAUUUAUAGUCGUAACUUAAAACGAGAAGAAAGGUAUUAGGUACAUACAUACAACGAAUUGGUAAAAGUUAACGUUUUUAACCUGAAUGACAUUAUAAUAACCAAGUACUCCAAUCACUCCAAGCAGUACCGGUUAAGCAUUGACUGAUAACCACGUUGUUCACUGUAUACGGUACGCAUUUAAGAUCGUUGGAGACGUUACAUUUCGCGCUUGUUUAAUCAGUUCACAAUAGCCGGAGCAUCAAUGUACAUACAGCCUUUAGGGAACGUCAAAAUGAACUAGUUAAACGCCAGUUCUUCGAAAAGGAAUGAUAUGUAACGAGAAUUGUUUCCGACCGUAUACAGAAUAUUGUCAAAUAAAAGUUGCUUAGUUAAAGAAAAUCGAUUUAAAAUAGUGGGAAAUAUUGAUCUCACGCGUCUUGAUUAUGCGAUUAUAGUUGCUCUUUAUGGUUUCCUAACUUUGACAAUAAAAUGCUGAAUCAACAACAUCCUCUAUUGAACACCAUCGACUCUUAUAUAGAGCCGCUUUUGAAGCGCGUCUUACAAACCAAGAGAUUAGGCGUCUACUAUGGUCCGAUAAAAUUGGACUCUGUGUCGUCGAGCUGCGACAGGAACAAAAAUGACUGUUUCAAGCUGUCAAUUCCGUACGCUGGGGAGCACCUCGUAUGGAAUAUAUUGUUUGAUUCACAAUGUCCAGAAUUGGGUCCAGACUUCUUAUUCAACGAUCAGAACUUUUUAAUGGACCCAGACAUUGAUAUCAUAUCCACUCGGGUGCCUAGUCUUGUUAAGUGGAAUGCUAAUGAUACGGACGCACUGCUCAAUGUACUAAAUGAAUUAUUAUGGUGUUACAAGGAAUACCAGAUACAGUUGCUUGGAAAACAGGGAGAUCGAUUGCAGCUCGAGUACAGCACACUUGUUGGUGAAACAGAAAUAUGUAAAGAAGAUAUCGAAGUGAUGAUGUUACCAUUAGGAUCGAAGCCUAUAGAAGCGAGAUUUUUAAUUCGCAUAUCUGUGGAUUAUUCUCGAUUGCCUCCGCGUGUCAAUAAGUCGCAGAACGACGAGGCGAUGCUUCUCGUCACGUUUUACGGCCCGGAUUGGAAUCGUAUUAUGCCGCAACUUUAUUUAUCCAAGAAUCUGGAGGACGUUUUCGGCGGUCCGGAAUCCUUGCGUAUUCCACCGUUGCCGCCCAACAAAUAUCUGAUGGAUUACGUUCCCGAAGUGAUGAAAUUCAUGGAAGAUAAGAUAAACAGCGUGGCUCAAUGUUUCGAGAACAGAAAGGAAUUUAUCUCGGUUCUAAUCGUGCUACAACGCGGCAGCAUACUAGAGUACGACGCUAAUGAGUUUCAUUGGAUCAUCAUUAUGUUGGAACACCGAGACUUCCAUUUUAUCAUACACUUUAAUCUUCCAUCAACAUUUCCUAGAGAGAAACCGCAAAUUGCACUGCAAUCGGUGUAUCACAUGACAUCGCAGGGUACUUUAUACAGAGAGGUAUUGGACGAUGUACCGUACAGUCCUAGAUGGCCAAUAAUGCUAAUGGUUGACAAAUUGUUGACGUACAUAAUAGAAACUGCCGUUCAAAAGUUUCAGGCGAACUCCAUCAGAAAUAAUCGUUUCCAAUAAUUUAUUCUUAAAAAAUAUAUUUUAUUACAAAAGAAUGUAUAUUUAAUAGUUGCAUAUGAAAUAAAAACUAUUUAGUUGCAAA
Vollenhovia emeryi is the source of this 1846-nucleotide messenger RNA. RefSeq names its product BRCA1-A complex subunit BRE-like. Lineage: Eukaryota; Metazoa; Arthropoda; Insecta; Hymenoptera; Formicidae. Gene Ontology annotation, cellular component: BRCA1-A complex; BRISC complex. The transcript is spliced from 4 exons. The record is from RefSeq and is a predicted model, not a curated record. Gene Ontology annotation, biological process: double-strand break repair. Bases 616 to 1764 code for a protein of 382 amino acids.